Molecule: messenger RNA, 1461 nt
Organism: Antechinus flavipes (yellow-footed antechinus)
Lineage: Eukaryota; Metazoa; Chordata; Mammalia; Dasyuromorphia; Dasyuridae
Product: fumarylacetoacetate hydrolase domain-containing protein 2A-like
Exons: 8
Coding region: 185-1129 (314 amino acids)
Molecular function (GO): hydro-lyase activity
Source: RefSeq, a predicted model, not a curated record
UCUCGGGAGUUGUAGUUCUGGCCUGGAAGAGUUGUGAAUAGAGGUUAGCCUGGAGGUCCUACUCUUCUAACCUUUUAACCUUUGCCCUCAGCAUCCCUGGGCCUCUCCCUCUCCCAGACCCGGCCUAAAUACGUCACUGCAGUGCGCCGGAGAGGCAGAAGCUGCCUCCUAGGGCCAGGUUCUGAUGUUGGUUCCAGUUUCAAGAACCUUACUUACAACUGUGUUGCAGAAUCAUAAGGUGAUCUGUCAGCUCUCCAGAGGCAUGAGAUUGGUCCAGUUUCAAACUCCUUACCUGAAAGGACCUCAUCUGGGACUAGAGGAGAAGGAUGGAGGUGGAGUCAUUAAUCUCAAUGCAUUUGACCCUAGCCUGCCCAAGACCAUGAGGGAAUUCUUAGAACAGGGAGAAACUGCUCUCUCUGUGGCAAAAAGAGCUUUGGAAUCUAAGCAGCCAAUUCUGAAACGGUCAGAGGUUACUUUUCUGUCUCCCAUCACCCAGCCAGAUAAAGUCGUGUGUGUGGGCAUGAACUAUGUGGAUCACUGCAAGGAACAGAAUGUACCAGUGCCCACAGAGCCCAUCAUUUUCAGCAAGUUUGGUAGCUCUAUCGUGGGGCCCUAUGAUGACAUUGUCCUGCCUUCUAAGAGCAAGGAGGUGGACUGGGAAGUGGAACUGGCCUUUGUCAUUGGAAAGAAAGGCAAACAUAUUAAGGCCACAGAUGCCAUGGCUCAUGUGGCUGGGUUCACUGUGGCACACGAUGUGAGUGCCCGUGACUGGCAAAUGAGACGCAAUGGGAAGCAGUGGCUGCUUGGAAAAACCUUCGACACCUUCUGUCCUCUGGGUCCUGCCUUGGUGACCAAAGAUGGUGUAGCAGAUCCACACAACUUGAAGAUCUGUUGCCGAGUGAAUGGGGAGGUCGUACAGAGUAGUAGUACCAAGCAAAUGGUGUUUAAGACCGAAGACCUAAUAGCAUGGGUCUCACAAUUCGUCACUCUAUAUCCUGGUGAUGUCUUCUUGACUGGGACUCCACCAGGUGUUGGUGUGUUUAGGAAACCCCCAGUAUUUCUCAAGAAAGGAGAUGAAGUCCAAUGUGAGAUUGAAGGAUUGGGAACCAUCAUCAACAAGGUUGUGUGAUACAAUUAUUCCUGGGAUUUCCAAUUCGGUUUCUUAGCCAUUCUUUGCUGAGCAGCUCUACAGCCCUUCUGUCUACUUUUUUGGCACAAAAGCACUAAGAAAUAUAUAUUAAAAAGAGGAAGAAAGUGACCUGUUGAAUGCCUUUGCCAACAUGAAACAUCACCUGGGUCUGGUUGGCUUCCAGCAUCUUCUCAAGCAGGCAAGAAUUCCAGAAAGGGAAGUCCCCACAAUGUGGAAUACUGGUUGUCUCUCCUGGAUCUUUUUGGUUGGUUUGUUUUUGCAAUCACUAUCAGAGAAGAAACUAUUCAAUAAAUUUCCUUUAAUCAUGGCAA